Penicillium brasilianum is the source of this 1643-nucleotide messenger RNA. The record is from the annotation of a GenBank genome assembly. Lineage: Eukaryota; Fungi; Ascomycota; Eurotiomycetes; Eurotiales; Aspergillaceae.
AUGCUUCAUGAAACUAUUAGUCUCGCCCUGCUGGGCCAGCCUUUGGUCCCUGGUCUCAUGGUAGUCUCCGCUAUUCUAUAUUUGCUCUACAGCACCCAGCAAUGGCGUCCUAAAAAUCUCCCCCUUUUGAACGAUGCGGGGCCAUUUGACUUUCUCCAGGCGACAGCAGUGAAGCGCUUUCGUCGCGAUGCCCGGCAGCUCAUAAAAUCUGGCUUUGAUUCUUACAAUAAUGUCUUCGCGAUGCGUACGGAUGUCGGAGUCGAAUUGUUUGCGUCUCCUGAAUAUGCGGACCAGUUCCGCAAUCACCCUUCGCUGAAGGUAUUCCCGUUCACUGCAAAGAUGCAUCACGGUCAUCUUCCGGGUUUUGAGCUAUGCCGGUCACAGCCGGUUGAAGAUCGCAUUUUGAUAGAGUCUGUGCGAACACAACUCGCGCAGUCGCUUGGCAAAAUGAUCCAGCCGCUUGCAUCAGAUAUCGGUCAAGCAAUCAGCGAUAGGUGGCCUAGUGAAUCAGGUUGGCAGGAAAUAGCUCUUGGGUCAGUGAUCGAGCGUACCAUAGCCCAGGGUACAUCUUCUGUGUACUGCCUGGACGAGGCGUGGCCCGAAUUUGUGGUAAAGAUGGAAAUGGCGCUGGGUAUGGCGUCGGCGGCACUCUCCGCGUGGCCUGUGAUGCUACGACGAGUUGUAGCCAAGUUUCUGCCUGAGUGCCUGGAGCUCUACCGCAUCAUGGACGCUGGCCGAGAGCUCAUGAGCCGUGACAUGCGCAGGAGAGUGGCUCUGCAGGCAUCAACAGGCGAAGCACCUCUGAACUUCUUUGAAUGGUUCAAAGAAGCCUCGCACGGGGAAGAAUAUGACGAGCUCAUACUUAAUCUGCGGAUUGCCUUUGCAUCCAUGCAUGGCCUCUGUGACCAUCUUGUUAAGAUCCUCCUGCGCCUUUCCGAGGAUCCUCAGCUCGUCGACGACCUUCGUAAAGAGGUCAUCCAAGUCUACAAGACUCAUGGGUGGAGCAAAACGGCGCUGUACCACUUGAAACUCAUGGACAGUACGUUUAAGGAAGUCCAACGGGUGGAUCCAAUCCUGUUUGCAGUUGGCAGGCUCGCCGUCGCCGACGUAGCAUUGAAAGACGGCCUCAUCAUUCCGAAAGGCCAGUCUAUCCGGAUAUCCGGACACACAAUGUGGGAUGAGGACAAGUAUCCCGACGCCGCGCACUUUGACGCGUAUCGGUUCUACAAACUCCGACAGGCUCCAGGGCAGGAGAACACAGCACAGUUUACGUCACCUACCUCCGACCACCUGGGAUUCGGCUAUGGAGGCCGUGCCUGUCCAGGACGGUUCUUCGCCGCAGCGGUGCUGAAGAUAUCUCUUUGCCACGUGUUGAUGAAGUACGAUAUCAAACCGGCCAAUGGGGAGACUGGGCCACAUGUGUGGGAGUUUGCGGCAGCAAUCAACGCAAACAUGACCGCAAAUGUGCUAGUAAGACGGCGAGAGCCCGAGAUUCGGCUCUAAUUGCCGGCCUUUGAGAAUGGGAAAUUGAUCUCAGAGUUACAGCAAGAGGCUUGGUUUUUAUUGGAGGUUUUUUUACACCUAGAAUAUAGGGACCUGUGAAAUCGACGCCCAAAAUGACAACCUCUGGUGCCAGAAACGGC